Molecule: messenger RNA, 2642 nt
Organism: Haliotis rubra (blacklip abalone)
Lineage: Eukaryota; Metazoa; Mollusca; Gastropoda; Lepetellida; Haliotidae
Product: fatty acyl-CoA reductase 1-like
Biological process (GO): long-chain fatty-acyl-CoA metabolic process
Cellular component (GO): peroxisome
Molecular function (GO): alcohol-forming very long-chain fatty acyl-CoA reductase (NADP+) activity
Source: RefSeq, a predicted model, not a curated record
CUCUGACACCAGCCAAAUUUGCAUCGGCAAAAUUCUGGAAUGUGACAAGCCUUAUCAAAAUCGCCCUUAAUGUUAUAAAGCGAAUGAGUAAAUUGAGGUGAUUACGGGUGCAACGGAAUUUCAGAUCUUCAAACUAGAUUUUUGACCGGUCGUCAGAGAGUAAAUGGACAUCCAACAGUCUUCGAAUGUUGCCACGGAAUUGGUUGACCCCGAUUCCACAGAAAUCAAGAUGGACGACCACACAGAACUGUGUGUUGCUGAUUAUUACAAAGGAAGGAAGAUAUUUGUGACAGGAGCAUCUGGUUUUGUUGGCAAAGUGUUGAUUGAGAAACUGUUGAGGUCAUGUCCAGAAAUAGACAAAAUCUACAUUCUGAUGCGUCCCAAGAAGUCGCAAGACAUUCACCAAAGGACAGAGGAGCUGGUCAAAUCGAAAUUGUUUGACAAGCUACGGAUGUUGUUACCCCACUUUGACCAGAAGAUCCACCCAGUGCAGGGCGACAUAUCCCUCCCUAAUGUGGGGCUCUCUAGUGACACGGCUCUCCUCGUUGACCAUGUCGACAUCAUCUUCCACAGUGCUGCCACAGUUAGAUUCGAUGAACCUCUCAGGUUAUCCACAGAGAUGAAUGUGGUUGGGGUGAGGAAGAUGAUUGAACUAGCCAAGAAACUGAAACAUCUACAGGUGUUUGUCCAUGUGUCCACUGCCUACGCCAACUGUGAACGACCCUACAUAGAGGAGACCGUCUACCCUACCAUCGUCCAGCCACAGAAGCUCAUUGAUGCUCUAGAAUGGAUGGAUGAUGAGAUGGUAGACAUCGUCACCCCCAAGUUGCUUGGCAACAAGCCCAACACCUACACCUACACCAAGCAGUUGGGGGAGACGUUGCUGGUGACAGAGGGCGCCGGCCUGCCCAUAGCCAUCGUACGACCAUCGAUAGUUGGGGCAGCCUGGAAGGAACCUCUCCCUGGUUGGAUCGACAACUACAAUGGGCCAAGUGGUCUGUACAUUGCAGCAGGGAAGGGAAUCUUGCGGUCAAUGAAGGGGGAUCACAGUGCCGUGGCGGACAUCAUACCAGUGGACACCGUCAACCUGAUGAUCACCUCCCUACACUGCUGUGUACCAACCCAAACAGACUGGUACACUGCCACCGUCAGUCAACCCAAACCUGGGGAGAUGGCAUUGGAUCAGUCAACCCCUUCACCUGGGGAGAUGGGUAGGUUAACAUGGUGUAGCACCGGAUCAGUCAACCCCUUCACCUGGGGGGAGAUGGGUAGUCAACCCCUUCACCUGGGGGAGAUGGGUAGGUUAACAAGGUGCAUCACCAGAUCAGUCAACCCCUUCACCUGGGGGGAGAUGGGUAGGUUAACAAGGUGUAUCACCAGAUCAGUCAACCCCUUCACCUGGGGGGAGAUGGGUAGGUUAACAAGGUGUAUCACCAGAUCAGUCAACCCCUUCACCUGGGGGGAGAUGGAAUCUGUUGUAAUUAACUUCUACAAGCGAACCCCACUAGAUGACUGCUUCAGGCGACCCAACGUAGCAUUAACAAAUAACAGCUUCCUCCAUGACUACUGGAUGUUCGUGAGUCACAUGAUACCAGCGUACAUGUACGACCUUGUCUUCAAACUGGUGGGCAAACAGCCAAGAAUGGUGAAGACCUACAACAAGCUACACAAGUCAUUGGACAUCUUGACCUACUUCACCAGCAACUCGUGGGAGUGGACAUACACCAACCUGGACAUGUUGAAGAGUAAACUGACCACACAGGACCUCAAGACAUUUUACUUUGACCCACGCCCCUUGCACUGGCCGACCUACAUCGAGAACUACUGUCUGGGGGCCAAGCAAUAUCUCCUGAACGAAGACCUGGCUGGUCUGCCAGCUGCCCGGGCCCACCUCCGCAAAUUGAGGAACAUACGCUACAUGUUUAACACAGUGACGGCAAUAGUGUUCUGGAGAGUCCUGAUCGCGAGGUCCGACAUUGCGCGCAACGUGUGGUACCUCAUCGUUAGUCUUGUGUUCAAGUUUGUCCGAUUCUUUCGGAUCACAAGCACCAUGCAGAAGACAUGAGUGGUGGAACUACUAGACAUUUUGUAUGCAAGACCAACCCUCAUCCAACACUGACAGUUACAGAGAAAUCAUUUCAAUAUUGAUACCAUCAGUCAGACAUCAGCAUGUUCUGACUCAGUGCAUCUGUCCAUGGAAUAACUUCUAGAAUUCAGAUAUAAAGUAUAAGAUUUGUUACAAAGUUGGGAAACUGUUGAUUUGGAAUGUUGUUGCUGGUGCGGAGGACAUAUGUCCAGGGUAUAGAUUGGAAUAGUCUCAACAUGGCUAGGUAUAAUGGUUAUUUGUGAUCUUAUGUUUUUGAUGUUAUAAAUGUCUACUCAAUCAUGGCAGAAUCUAUUGACAGUGGUCAGGUCUUGGUUCUUCAUGUUGGGGGUCGAAAUUUUAUCUUGUUGAUAAACGUACAGGGGAUAACUGAUGUUGUCAGCUCUGGGACUCUUUCUUUUCCAAAUAUUUAAUUUUUGUUGGAUUUAUGAAAUCAUGGACCUUUACCUGUUAUGAAUAGUAUUUUUGCCAGUCUAAAAUAUUCAUUUCUGUUGGAUAUUUUGUAAAUGGCUAGGAUAAAUAAAACUUAUCGGUUAUU